CCAACAAAUUGAGGAAAAAAUAGUGAAAAAAACCGAAUAAAAAACGAGGAAAACCCCAACGCGAAAGUUUUCUCACUAACUAAGGGAUUUGUCUGCAUGGUGGAGAGUAUUGUGGGUCAAGGUCAAGAGCUGACAGAGGGCCCCCUUCAUAAUUGAUAGCGAACUCGCUUAGAAACGUGAUCCAGACCGAGUCUUAGGCAGCUUCGAGUACGUAUUUUCCUGGUGCCCCUGUGUCCUGUGUUGUCUGUCCUGCCUAGUGCUAAGUCAGAAUGUUUGAGCCUCGAUUAGAGCCGAUUUGUGGCAGUUGAAAGUCGUUUCCAGCGCGGCAAUAAGAAAAGCACACACACACGCACACACACAUAUACACAUACAACCACCCAUCCAACCACACAGUGACACGAUACUUUUUUUGCUGGUGUGAGUGUGUGUGUGUUUUUUUAAUGUAGUGUGCGCGCGUACGUUCGCGUGUGUGUGUGUGUGUGAGUAGGUUUUUUCCGUGUUUCUGAAGAAUGCAAAUAAACGGUGUCGCUGCCGGACCCACGAUGGCCGCAUCAGAGCCACCAGAGCCACCGCCGCGCAAUCCGGAUCGCAUAAAUGCCUCACUGCACAAGCUCAGCGAAUCCAAAAUUGUUAAAUCACUGGACUCGAGUCUGAUCAAGGAGAAGUCCGUCUCCGUUAACAACAAUAAGCCUAUACGGCCGCUGCUCUCUCUGGAUAACUCUGUAACGGCCUCCACAUCAGCGGCAGCCGCAGCGACAGCAGCAGGAGCAGCAGCAGCUGGAGCUGGAGCUGGAACAGUGGGCGGAGCCCCUGUCAAGCCAUCGCCCCUGGUACUUACCAGCAAGCGAGACCUCACGCCCAGCAACGACAGCAGCUCCUCGCCGGCCAGCUCGAAUGGCAGCAAUCAGACACUUACGCCACCCAUGACCAACGACAACCAGCAGCAGCAGCAGCAGCAGCAGCAGCAUCGACCACCAUCAUAUCCUGGGAAGAGCGAGGUCGUCGGUCUGCCACAGCCACAAUUGCCGAAUGGCCUCGGAGGCACGGCCAAUGCGAACUCUAUCCCCGGCCCAGCCAUGAUCCAUGCGAAUAACUCAAAUUUAAUUGCCGCUGGUCACCUGGCACAGGGAGUUGCCGUCUCCUCCAGCUCCACUUCGACGUCCGCCGCCAACAGCUCCUCCGGCGGCAGUGCACUAAAUGCGGAAUCCGGCAUGAAGCUGCGAGAGGAGAACGAUCGUCUCAGUGCGGAGCUGGUUCGCUUGCGUCGACUGCUCGAGCUGUCCACAGACGGGGCCGUCGGCGGCGUGGAUCCCACAGAGGCAGAUGCUCGGGGCAAUAAUGGAACAGCCGCACAGGAUCGCAUUGAACGCCUGGAGUCGGAGCUGCGUACGGUCAAGAAUCAGCUGCUGACCAUGCGGCUGGAGCGGAAGAAACUGCGAACUGACAAAUCCGAUCUGCUGGGACAGGUGAAACAGCUGUGCGCCUCGCUGCAGGAGAAGGAACAGGAGCUGCGCGACUUUAUCCGCAACUUCCAGGAGCGGGUGCGGGAGUCGGAGACUACAAAUGCCAAGAUCUCGGGCGAUCGAGAUCGGGAGCGCUUCCAGCUGCUCAAGCAGGCCCGGGAUGAGGCCGAGCGCUCACUAGCCCUGGCCCAGCAGCUCUCGGCUCGUGACCUGCAGCUGCAGCGACUUCAGGAGCAGCUCCAGGAGGCGCGUCGCCAACUCACAGGCUGCCUCUCCGACCAGGAGAGUCUCCACUCGUUUGCCCCACUGACUCCGCCCUCAGCGGCCUCUGGCAUGCUCAGCCAGAUGGCAUCCGGCUCUGGCAUGGGUGGAGUACUGGGCGGCCUUCGCGGCACAGCCGACGACAGUGGCCGCGGCAACUCCCUGUCGGCAUUCAGUGGCAGCCUGAGCGGCGGAUCCGGGGCAACAGCAGGCGAUCGAAACUCGUGCUCGAAUGACUCGGGUCUGCGGAACAGCAGCGACCGGGAAAGCACUGGCGGAGAGUUGAACUUCAGCGAUGGCACCUGCGACAAUGGACCGUGCAUCACCGUGGAUCCCGACAGCAUUUCUCUCGUCUCCAGCCAGAACAUGUAUCAAUUUGGAACGCCCAAAGAACGAAGCCCCACAUUGUCGCCCUUGAACUCGGCUGCCUACUCCAGAUCCGUGGAGCAGCUGGGCUCGCCGGUGGACCCCGAUGGCCCAGGAGGGGCUGGAGCCAUAACCCGGAAAUUUGCCUGUGCCACAAAGAGUGGACCGUUGGGAGCACGCAACGGUCGUGGGGGAACCUGGGGCAGCAUAUCGCGUGUGUUUGCUCGAUCCCGCAACAAGAACAAGGCCCUGUCCGCCGAUGGAGUGACUGAAUACACCGACUACUCGUGGAAUCCGCUUUCUGAGGAGGGAUAUGCCGACAAGAUACGGCUGCUGCGCGAGGCUUCUCAGUUGCCCAUGGAGCGCUGGCGGGCCACCCAGGUGCUGGCCUGGUUGGAGGUGGCCCUGGGCAUGCCCCAAUAUAGUGGCCGCUGUGCGGAGAACGUAAAGAGCGGGAAGGUUUUGCUGGAGCUGAACGACAUCGAGCUUGAGGCCGGUCUUGGCCUGGCCCAUCCCAUGCAUCGCAAGAAGCUGCGUCUGGCCAUCGAGGAGCAGCGACGACCGGAACUAGUACGGUAUCCACUCAUCACCCAACUGGGCCACACCUGGGUGGCCUCCGAAUGGCUGCCGGACAUUGGAUUGCCGCAGUACGCGGAGCCGUUCCUGCAGUCCCUCGUCGAUGCUCGCAUGCUGGACACGCUGUCCAAGAAGGAGCUGGAGAAAUUUCUGGGCGUGACCCGCAAGUUCCAUCAGGCCAGCAUUGUGCAUGGCAUUCACGUGUUGCGCAUCGUGAAGUACGACCGCCAGACGCUGGCCAUGAGGCGCGUGCAAUCCGAGACGGUGGACACGGACCCCAUUGUUUGGACAAAUCAGCGCUUCAUACGCUGGGUUCGAUCCAUCGACCUGGGCGAGUACGCCGAUAACCUGAAGGAUAGCGGCGUUCAUGGCGGACUCGUCGUGCUGGAGCCAUCCUUCUCGGGCGAUACUAUGGCCACGGCUCUGGGCAUUCCCCCAUCCAAGAACAUAAUACGACGACAUCUGAACACGGAAUUCGAUGCCCUCAUUUUGCCAGCAAGAGCGACUCUGGGUCAAGGCAUCCGUUCAGGUUGCGGCGUAGUGCCCCUGACUGGACCCGGCGGACUGCAGCACUAUGCCACAACAGACCGCCGCUCGAGCGGCAGCCUCAGGAUUUCGGCAUGGAAAGGAUCUCAGAGCUCUCUUUCCAAAGCCUUUCGGUUCAAUACUAAACCCCAUCGCGCCGGCGAUCGCAGCUCCUUCGGCAACUCCACCUCCCCAACGCCUUCGUACAGCAGCAGCGAGGGCGGUGGAGGAAUAUACGCUACCAUAGGCUCGCUCCAUCAUCAGCAACAGCAUCAUCAUCAGCAGCAGCAGCAGCAACAGCAGCACUAUCAUCACUUUCUGCCGCCUCCAACCACAGCUCCACCGCCGAUUCCCAUGGCAGGUGGCAGCAGCAGUAACUACAGUCAUGGUCCGCCGCCGGGCCACCGCGUGAGUGCGCCGCCCACUGGCAGCGUGCUGGAUGGGAGCGGAGUGGAUGCACAGCUACUCUACGAGCAGAGUCGACGACGCGUGAAAAGCAUCAGUGACAUCGGAGCGUCGACCAGUGCGGGCAGUGUGGGAGCGUGUAGUCUGGGCGGCAUAUCAGGUUCCUCGGAGUCGCCCGAAUGAGAAUGGGAGCCGUAUCAGAGCUAGCUAGACAGCAACAACCAAAGAUACUCAGCUGUAUUCCCAUUCCCUUAAUAGUCCCUUCUUACCUGUUCAUCCCCAAUUUAUGUAGUGUCCCUUUCCUUUCUGGAUUCGAGCUUAGAUUCCAAAGAAAACCAAAAACGCGAAUUCUAUUGUAUUAAAGUCAAGUGUCAGACCCACCUUAAGGAUACAAGCAUACAAGAAUCAACAAUUAAAGAUACAUAUAUACCUAUGUCAAGAUACAAAUAAACGAGUAAGCAUUUGAUCAAAUCAGCUAGAGCUACGAACUAAGAGUAUAUGCUAAAUAUGAUUCCAUAUACAUACAUAUACUCACUAGAGAUAAUGUAGGCUAAGAUCAAUCCCUCUCGAAAGCGAAUCCACGCCAACACGCCCCACUAAACAACCCAAAUAAACUUGGAUAGUUUAAUUAUAAUUAUUCGUGUAUAACUCUAAUCUAAUGGUAAUUGUAACUGUAAAGCUAGCUUUAAAUUGAUCUACAAAUGUAAUCCUGCGCUGGAGCACUGCCACACCUUCAACUUGCGGAGUGUUCUGGCGACUGGAAAUGAGCAGCCACAGAAGCGGACUCGUAUUUGAUGCAUGCGAUGGAUGUAAUUACAAUUUAGAUAAAUUGAAAUUAUUUUGUAACCGAACCUAUCGUAGCUAAGCAAAUGAAAAUGGAAACUAUUGAAAUAAAUUUGAUAAACUGCAAAAUAGAAAACUGAUACUGAGGAAUAAGUAUCCUUUAAUAUUGCAUGAUAAUGAUCAAAAACAAGUAAAGUACAGAAACAAAAUCAAAUGCAAUGCAAACGCACUCCACUCCCCAUACCCUCGCACCACCAAAGAAAGUAAUGUCAGCCUGCUACACAGCCCAAGCUAUCAGAUAUCGAAAUAUCCCAGAAAGAGAACGGUAUUAAUAAGCAGACCAAUUUAACUCUAGUACUAUGACAAAGAAACUAUCGAAUAAACCAAUGAUCAAAACUCUGUUGUAAA
Molecule: messenger RNA, 4787 nt
Organism: Drosophila persimilis
Lineage: Eukaryota; Metazoa; Arthropoda; Insecta; Diptera; Drosophilidae
Gene: Liprin-gamma
Product: kazrin
Exons: 12
Coding region: 510-3779 (1089 amino acids)
Molecular function (GO): protein binding
Source: RefSeq, a predicted model, not a curated record